AGCAGGAAGACCAAGAAGAAGGAAGGGGGUGCCCUCCGGGCCCAGAGAGCCUCCUCCAACGUCUUCUCCAACUUUGAGCAGACCCAGAUCCAGGAGUUCAAGGAGGCCUUCACGCUGAUGGAUCAGAACCGUGAUGGCUUCAUUGACAAGGAGGACCUGAAGGACACCUAUGCUUCCCUGGGCAAGAUCAACGUCAAGGACGAUGAGCUGGACGCCAUGAUCAAGGAGGCCUCGGGGCCCAUUAACUUCACCAUGUUCCUGAACCUAUUUGGAGAGAAACUGAACGGGACGGAUGCAGAGGACACUAUCCUGAACGCCUUCAAGAUGCUGGACCCCGACGGCAAAGGCAGCAUCAACAAGGAGUACAUCAAACGGCUGCUGAUGUCCCAGGCCGACAAGAUGACCGCUGAAGAGGUCGACCAGAUGCUGCAGUUUGCCUCCAUUGAUGCCGCAGGCAACCUGGACUACAAGGCAUUGAGCUAUGUGAUUACCCACGGGGAGGAGAAGGAGGAGUGAGGGGCCGCCCAGGCGCUCAAUAAACGUGGACGC
Molecule: messenger RNA, 549 nt
Organism: Elephantulus edwardii (Cape elephant shrew)
Lineage: Eukaryota; Metazoa; Chordata; Mammalia; Macroscelidea; Macroscelididae
Gene: MYL5
Product: myosin, light chain 5, regulatory
Exons: 6
Coding region: 118-516 (132 amino acids)
Cellular component (GO): cytoplasm
Molecular function (GO): calcium ion binding
Source: RefSeq, a predicted model, not a curated record